AGGAGUUUGCAGGAGCAAAUGGAUGAGGGAGCUGAUGGUUGCAUUAAUCUGAGUUUGUGAACUCCCUGACCGAUAUUUCCUGAUUGCAGAAAUCAUCCCUGCUCUUGCACAGCAUCUCAUUUCUCAUCCUGCUCCUGAGGACGGCCCCUGACAAAUGACAGCUCCUCUAUCACGCAGCAUCCCGGAUCAGGCAUUCCACGGCCGUGAUGCUGGCUCCUGGAUUCCUUUCUCUGCCCCCCUCCCCCAAUUUUUUUCAUUACAUAAAGCUGACAACUGCAGAUUUGUCCUCUGUUGAUUAUACAGUCGGUUAAAGAGGAGAGUUCAUGGCCAUCCCAGCUUGUUUCACUUUGCUGCUUUUCCUUUUUCCAGCCCAACUUUCAGCUGCAGUAAUCUGAUACGGUUUGGCAGAGGCCGAGAGAAUCUUUGGCACAUUGGAAAGCGGCUUAAUGUAAAGUCUGCUUGCUUUUUUUUUUCUUCUUCUUUACUUUUUCAGAGCUUUCUGAAAGCAGAGGUUCUGCACAGCUUUGGCAGUGACUGCAGGACUGCUCAGAAAUGCUCCAGAUGCAUCAGUGAGCAAAAGGAUUCCCAAUGCGUUCUGCGAAGGGACCGUCUGAGCAUCUGUCUCAUCUCCUCUAAAAAGCAUUAAGGAACGACAUGGAUCAAAUAGAACAAGUUUCUGCUGACAGAAAGAAGAGCUUCCUCUCAGAGGACAAUAAAAAGAGCAAUGGCUAUAGGACCGUUGUGGGAUUCCUGUGCAUAUUCCCCGUGGUGGCUUUGCUGGCUAUUGCAGGAGAUCCAGCUGGAGCUGCAGUUCAGGAAAGUCAGGAAGAAACCCCAUCUCCUGGUCUCCGUGCAGUGAGUGCCUCUGCUUUGCACAGCCCAGCCUUCCCACCUCGGCCCCCAGCACGGAGAAAGCGAUACACCAUCACACCUGGCCACUUGAAAUGGGAUCACUUCAACCUCACCUACAAAAUCCUGUCCUUCCCAAGAAACCUCAUAAACGCCAGGGACACACGCAGGGGACUGGCAGCUGCGUUCCGAAUGUGGAGCGAAGUUUCUCCAUUCAGCUUCAGAGAAGUGCCACGCCACCUACCCAGUGAUCUGAAAAUAGGCUUCUACUCAAUCAAUCACACAGACUGUCUGGAGUCUCUCAUUCACCACUGCUUUGACGGAACAACAGGGGAACUUGCCCAUGCCUUCUUCCCACCCAACGGGGAAAUCCAUUUUGAUGACCACGAAUAUUGGAUAUUAGGAAAUACUCGGUUCAGCUGGAAGAAAGGUGUUUGGCUUACAGACCUGGUACACGUAGCAGCUCAUGAAAUAGGACAUGCCUUAGGACUCAUGCACUCCCAAAACCCAAAUGCUCUCAUGCACAUCAAUGCCACUUUGACUGGGAAAAAGACCAUCUCUCAGGAUGAAGUCUGGGGAAUUCACAGACUUUACGGAUGCAAGGACAGAUUGUUUAUGUGCCCGCUGUGGGCCCAAAAAGGUUUCUGUGAGAAACGUGAGAAGCUGAUGAAGAAACACUGUCCAUUCACCUGUGACUUCUGCUACGAAUUCCCAUUUCCAACAGUUCCUCCUACUCUGCCACCUCCAAGGACAAAAACCAAGACCGUUUCUGAAGGCAGGAAUGUCACCUUCCGCUGUGGACAGAAGAUCAUCCAUAAAAAAGGCAAAGUUUACUGGUAUAAAGAUAAGGAGCUUCUGGAAUACUCAUAUCCAGGUUACUUAUCCUUAAAUGAGGAUCACAUGAGCAUCAUUGCAAAUGCAAUUAAUGAAGGAACUUACACUUGUAUAGUAAAGAAAAAAGAAAGAAUCUUGACCACUUAUUCCUGGAGGAUCAGACUGAGACAUUAACAAGGGCUCUGGCAUGAGAACUUCUCUAUUUCAAAUUCACAAUCUGUCUUAAGCAUUUUGUAUUUAAACUCCAGUAGUGCAAGUGAACUUCUAACUCAGCUGCUUCCAUACCUUGAGCAAGAGAGACUCUGGGACUUUGUUACUGGAAAAAAGAGCUUUUCCAAAUUACUUUUAAAGGUAAAGAAUUCAUCGAGCAUGUGCUGUACAGAGAAUUAAAAAAGGAAUUAAAAAAAAUCAAGUGUAAGAUUUUGCAGUUAACCUGGAUCAAUGGACUGCAGAAAAAGGAGAUCGUAACCCUUCAGCAAACAAAUGGAUCAACAGACUGAUGGCUCAGCUAUAAUGGAAUCAGAGGUAUUGUGGAAAGAGAAUGACCAGUAAAUGCGCUGUAAGUGGUUUUUUAAAUCUUUUUUAUAUCAUGACGUGUGGGUCUAUACGAAUGUUAAAAAAGUAAUUUCUUUUAGUGGGCAGAAGGGAGAUGUAGGGUCACAACAAACCCAAAUUACUCCAUUUCACACUUUGACAUACUCAGUUCAGCUGUGCACAGAGUAUCUCCCUUCCACUCCCAACCACUUUCCUGAGGUGACUAUUUAUUUGUGUAAUAUUAGCCCAGUAUACUAUCUACUUCCAUCUGCAGCUCCUCAAAACUCAUCCUUUUGGUGUCUGAUCAAUAAGCUUCUUGACCCCUUCACCAGAGGUAAGAUCAUUUCCAUCAUCACACUCAGUCACUACCAGGUGAGGCGGAUGCACAGCAUCCAAAAGAAAAAUAGCAUUUGUUUUCUAGGCAAAGCCCAGUGCACUCAAACAUCUAUCAGCUGGGAAUUCAUUUGUGCAGUUACAAACCCUGACAGUCAUUGUGUUUAAUGAGUACCUGAAAGAUCCUUAUCCAGUAUUAAGGCAGCCUACAUCAUUCUCUGCUUAGGUUCGUCCGUGUUUAGUUGUUGUCUUAAUCUCUUCAAACACUCUUCUUCCUACCUUAAGCAUCUCAUGUACUGCAGAAUAGGUCAGCAUUCUAGGAAAAGCUCUGUACCAGGACAGCAAAAGCACAAGAAAAAAGUAAGAAACUAAUAAUGGUACAAUUGCAAUGACAGUAAUUGUAACACCACAUGGAUCCCAACCUGAGUGAUUCUGUGAUUCUUUGAUUCUAUGAUCCAAGCAUAUCAGAGCAGCUCUGUCUUUGGGAUAUGGAGAAACAAAACAACAUUGAGCUGAUCGGCAUAGCCUUCAAUAGCUACCACAAGGGGAUGUCAACACUUGCGCUGCAAGGAUGCUUAAUCCUAGGGCAGAUCCAAAGUCCUUCAUUUCGUAACUUAACAAUGCAGUGCAUCCAGUUUUCCAUUGACACAAAUGGCACAGCCCAGCACUUCGCUGGGCACAUUUGUUCUGGCUGCAGUUUCAAGCCUAACUCAAUAAAAUCUUAAAGGAACUCAAGAAAAAAAAAGAGAAGCCAACCAAAAAAACAAGCUCUCCAUCUCCUGCCCAGAAUCACUGCAUGGCAGCUUCCAUGAGCUGAAAAUUAGAUUUGCUGGUAUGGAAAACAGCUGAUAGAUUUGGUGAUACCCUCAAGGUAAGCAACAAAACUCACUUUGGAAUACACUUUGAUUUUAUAACAAUAAAAAUUGCAGUAAGCCAACAACAAAAUAAAUACCUGACCUACAACAACGCUGUGAUUACACCACACACUUUAUGCACUGGAACCUCCGUAUUUUUCUAAAAGAUUUAUCUUUGCAGCUUUUCCACGGUUGAAAUCUGUUAUUUAAGAUGACACUGGGCUGGUGCCCAGUUCUGGCUGCAUGAACACCCCAGUAUUUUCCACAUCUUCCUGUCCCAGAAAAGGAUGAUAGCAUUAUAAAUUAGAGACUCAGAAGACACUUAUGAGGGAAGACUGGAAUUGGCAACAUACAACCAGUAAAAUGACAAGUUGUUAUUUUUAUGGAAAAAGGAUGUUUUUAAAAGAAGGUUCUCUAGAAAACAAAGCUUCAACAUUAAUUUUUUUUUUGUUUUAUAAAACAAUAUAGUACAUUUUUUUGCUCCAGCGCCAUUGUAAAUACAUUUAUACAACACAUCAAACCAGUAGUGCACUCAAAAACAUCAGUGAGUGUUGAGCCCAGCCCAGCUUAGCUUUCUCCAAGGUACACAACAGGAGAGAAACAGCUUAAACAUUAUGAUUUCCUGACCAAACAGCAACACUCAGACACAAAGAACCUCUUAAAAAGAAAGCUUCUUUUGCUGGCCUGGCAGUAACUAUAAUAAUUGUCAGCACGGACUUGAGGAGGAAAGAGGAAUUAAAAAAGAAGUAAAAAAAUCCUCACGUUUCCACUCUAGAAGACUUAAUGCCACCAACAUCCAUGUUUGCUGCAUGAGAGGAAAUGACAUCCUUCACGCUGUUAAACAAUUAGAAAUGUAUUUUAAUUCUACAAAUUUACAAGGUGAAAACAACAAGAACAACAGAAAAAAAAGGAAAAAAACAAAAAAGGGAUCGAGGAUUGUAUUUCAAGUUUUCCUCUGUCAAAUUUCAUAACAACCCUUGGCUUCUCCUGUUAAAUCCAGUCCACUAAUGGAAUGCAGCAUUCUCCACACCCAGCAAAAGUCUUUGAAUCUGGGACGACAUUUGACUUUACCCAUGUGAAAACCAUCUAGUUUCCCUGACGUGAAGAACAGAAUUGGGGCACUCAGAAAUCCACUCACGUGAAUAGCUCUCUUUUUUUUUCCCCCCUUCUCAAUGAGUUUAAAACUUGAGGCUGAAUCCAGGCCCAGCAGCAGAUGCUCCUUGAUUUGUGGUGGUCAGAUGAAAACCGGUGUCCUUCAGAUCAUCAUCACCCUGUAGGAAACAAACACAGUCCAUUUAUCAGUGUCUGUGCACACACAUUCACCUCUGCAACACAAAAAUCAAGGCUUCAAAUUAAUUAAAAUAAAUAGAAACAAAGAACAAAACAAAACCUGAAGGAGCUGUAGGAGGUGGUAAGUACAUACUUGAUUUAGUGGCAUCAUAGCUAAGUUCAAUGCAGACCGUUAUUCGUGCUCUUUCUGUUGGUAUUACAGUAAGCACAAUAGCUGUAUGGUGUCAUUUCAUCUAUACUGAGACACGGAAUUGUUAAUAAAGGGCUGGUCAUAAUUAAGGCAUUUGAGAUCGUACCAUGUCCCACUUAUAAGGAUCUGCUUUUUGGCCAGCUUUUUCUUCAAAACUAGCAGUCCAAUUCCCACACACUGAAAGAACAACAGCCUUGGAUUUUACAGAUUCUCUUCCAAACACUGGAAAAGGAGCAGGUUUUGUUUUGUUUUAGGACAGUGGAAGUAUGUGAUGCUCACCAACUGACUGUAGCCAAGGCCUCCCUCGGGUGGGCGGGGGCUGGUGCCACGUUUCACCCUUUGUUGUUCACUUUUGGCUGGCCAUGUAGGAAACAUGGAGGGGUCAAUAGGAAGGGGAGUCUCUCGGAAAUACUCGUGCUUCAAACCAUCUUCAGCAGUAAUUCUUCUGGCUGGGUAGUACGUCAAAAAGCUGAAAAGAAUUUAGGAAGACAAUGAAUUAGAGAGAAGAUGAAAGAAAAAUGUUAGCUUAAAAGAUAUAAAAUCUUCAGAAUUCAGUCAUUUUUUACAAUGAAGGUAACAACACACUUUCCCAAGGACUGCAGAAGUCAGCACUUACUUGUUCAUCAGAUCAAAGCCCUGAUCAGAGAGGAGCGCUCCAAAUCUCUUGCGUAGAUUGUUAUAGGGAUAUUCUGUGAAUGUCAUCUUCUUUACUGCUGGCAGCUCAUUGUAACCAGGCCAGAUUUUUUCACUUGGAGUUCCCAGAUCCUAUAGAUUAAAACGUCUCCUUAAUAAACUCAUUCUAGAGUGCA
Messenger RNA from Coturnix japonica (Japanese quail), 5693 nucleotides. It is a transcript of the gene MMP23B, whose product is annotated as matrix metallopeptidase 23B. The record is from RefSeq and is a predicted model, not a curated record. Gene Ontology annotation, biological process: proteolysis; extracellular matrix organization; collagen catabolic process. Gene Ontology annotation, molecular function: zinc ion binding; metalloendopeptidase activity. NCBI's taxonomy places the organism in Eukaryota, Metazoa, Chordata, Aves, Galliformes, Phasianidae. Gene Ontology annotation, cellular component: extracellular matrix.